Molecule: messenger RNA, 1008 nt
Organism: Auxenochlorella protothecoides
Lineage: Eukaryota; Viridiplantae; Chlorophyta; Trebouxiophyceae; Chlorellales; Chlorellaceae
Product: Putative aminoacrylate hydrolase RutD
Exons: 5
Coding region: 1-1008 (335 amino acids)
Source: RefSeq, a predicted model, not a curated record
AUGCGCUCUUCCGCAAUGAAGUGGGCGGCGGUGUGUUUGGCAGCCUGGGCCAUGGUGGCAGUACGCCCUGCCUCCGCCCUGACAACCGACCAGCUGGAGGAGCUGUUCUUCUGGUGCAACACCUCGAUGCCCACCCCAAACCCCGCCGCCCACGCCUUCCUGGGUGGGUUGCAGUACUUGGAGAUCCCCAAUGCCGACAUAGCCUACUACCGCUUCGGCAACAACGAGACCGGACGCCCCGCCCUCAUGUUGGUGAACGGCCUAAACUCCGUCAUGGGCGGUUGGCCCUUGCGCCUCCUCCGUGCCCUGGCCGAGGAGCAGGAGGUCGUGAUCUUCGACAACAGGGGGCAGGGCCUGUCCGUGGACACCAACUCCACCGCGCCGCUGACCGUCCAGUCCAUGGCUGAGGAUGUCAAAAACCUAGCAGUGGCCCUGGGCUUCGAGACCCCUCCCAACCUCAUGGGAGUCUCCAUGGGCGGCAUGAUCACGAUCACCGCCGCUGCGUUGCACGGCGACACCUUCAACCGCUUCAUCCCCAUCUCCGGCAGUGCCGGCGGCAACUCCUCCCUGGGCUUCAGUGAAAAGAUGAUGCACUCCCUCACCCACCUCGCCCAGAUGGACCUGUACGACCUGAUGGACAUGUACUUUCCCAUGCCCCACCCACUGGGCCUGCUGACCGCCUGCUGGUACACCAUGGAGGCCUUCGACCGCCCCAUGAUCCCGACCAACGCCACCACCACCGCACGCCAGAUGGAGGCCAUCCUGGACUUCUUCCAGGACGACCAGGUGUACGACCUGCUGCCCAGCAUCAACAGCCGCGUGCUGGUGGUGGGCGGCGCCCUGGACCCCGUCAUCCGGCCCCAGAACCAGAAGCUGAUGGCCAAGCGCCUGCCGGCGGCCUGGAUGACCAUGUUCCCUGAGGGUGGGCAUGCCACCUACGUCGAGUACUGGUCCACACUGGUGGACGUGCUGAAUGUGUUCCUGGGGCGGGACGCAGACGAGCUUUAA